This is a messenger RNA of Puccinia graminis f. sp. tritici CRL 75-36-700-3, 1556 nucleotides long. RefSeq lists its product as uncharacterized. Gene Ontology annotation, cellular component: mitochondrion. Lineage: Eukaryota; Fungi; Basidiomycota; Pucciniomycetes; Pucciniales; Pucciniaceae. The record is from RefSeq and is a predicted model, not a curated record. Gene Ontology annotation, molecular function: GTPase activity; GTP binding. The transcript has 5 exons. Bases 15 to 1412 code for a protein of 465 amino acids.
CUGAUUCUGGAGAUAUGACGAUCCAACGGUCUUUUACGUUUCCGUCUGUUCUACCGACAUGGCACCUUGGACACAUGGUCAAAGCAAUACGCGAUAUGAAGCAACGAAUGAACGAUGUGGAUGUCGUGAUCGAGACUAGAGAUGCGCGAUUACCCUUGACGAGUAUCAAUCCAGUAUUCGAGGAAAUUCUCAAAGGCCCAUCUGUCAAAAAUCGAGCACCUUCGGCAUCAUCAAGCUCGCCGAUCCGAUUGAUCGUGUAUAACAAGAAGGAUUUGGCCGACCCUCGCUUGGAAAAGCCGCUAAAGGACGCAUUCAAAAAGCAUGGUCAGACAGUAUUUUUCACUAAUGCAAGAAUCGAUGAAGACGUCAGACAGAUACUUCGGCUGUCCAAGGAGCUUGCUUGCCCCAGAAUCCUGUCGCGUUAUGGAAAAGCUGCACCGUCCUCCGAUACGAUAUCGACGAAUCUUGUUCAGUCGCAGUCUCGAAAAAAGUCGAGUCUGUCAUCUUUGGAUCCAAAUAGAGGAAUUCGAAUUAUGUUUUGUGGGAUGCCGAACGUUGGCAAAUCUAGUUUACUGAAUGCUUUAAGAAGAGUAGGAUGCCAAAAAGGCAAAACGGCAUCUGAGGCACCUAUGCCCGGUCACACUCGUUCCAUCGGUGGAAUGGUCAGGGUUUCUGAAGGUUCUAAACAAACCGCUGGUUGGCCGGUGUAUGCAUUUGAUACUCCUGGGAUUAUGGUUCCAUAUUUGGGUCAGGGAGAAGAGGCUGGCGAUAGAGCAUUCAAGAUGGCUAUCACAGCCGGCAUCAAGGAGACUCUCUUCGACCCGUACGACCUGGCAGCUUACUUCUUCCACCUUCUUCUCCUGCGACAUUCUUCGCCUUUUGACCCCAUCUCAAGGAUCUCCGAAGUUUUGAAGCUACCUCCGACUUUUGCUUCGUCGAUCAAGGAUCAUCUCGAUGCUUCUCAACCUCUACCCACGGAGCAGCUGCUCUCAGCAAUUGCAGAUCGCAUCAAAGCUGUCGAAGUCGGCGGGGUUCCGAACUUGGAAGCAGCAGCUCAGUGGAUGCUCAAAUGUUUUCGGGACGGACGAUUUGGAGGUUGGACGCUGGAUGAUGUUGGUCAGGAAUCUAUUGGCGCGAAUGUUUGCAACAGUUCGGAAACAUCAAUCAUCAGGUUGAUUGAAUCAAGUAGCAAAACAGAUCAAUCAAUUCAACCGAUAGACGAUCGUGCACUGACAGAGAAUUCGACGCAUAUCGAAGGUUGCAUUUCAAGCUACUUCGCCUCUGAUCGUACAUCUCCAAAGAGUAAAACGGCGGUUAAAAUGGAAGCCAGGAGAGCCAAAAAGGACGUUCAGCGUGCACAACAAGAACUCAAACCCAUCAAACAUCGGCCUCCUCAAUCCUCUCGCAGAUGAAUAAUACUCGCAGAUAAACAAACCUUGAAUUUGUAGCCACUUAAGUGUCUUCCUGGAUUUUCAAAAGCGUGUAAUUUGUCUCAUUCCCAAGUAAAUAAUGCAGCAUUUUGGAACUCAUAGAUGACCCCCAAGUUACUCUUGAUG